CCAUUUCAGCAGUGUUUUUUUUUUUGACGUGAGAAGUUUACACACGAGCCGCGAGGGGGGCCGUAUGUGAGAGCGGCUCUGUGGUGUUGAGCUGAAGGGUGGCAAGCAUCAUGGGAGAUACUGAAAAAGUUGAUCUCAACAGCCUUGUGAAGGUCCGGGAGGCAUUAUACCGGCUUAUCAUUAGUCAGCUGUACUAUGAUGGCCAGCAAACGCUUGCCUCAAGCAUGCACCAGACCAUACACCCAGACCCGCCCUGUCCUCCGUCGGACCGGCUGUUCCGGCUUGUCCUGCUGGGGCUCCAGAAAGAGAAGGAGGCGAGCGACGAGCGCGGCCAGCCGGAGGACCAGUUCACGGCCGGCCUCGACCUCGAGUUCGAGUCGGACAUGCCGUCCGUGGCGCCAGAGCCGGCCGCCUACGAGACGUGCUACGUGACCUCACACAAGGGGGCCUGCCGCUCGGCCUGCUUCUCGCCCGACGGCCAACUCGUCGCCACCGGCAGCGUGGACGCCAGCAUCAAGAUUAUCGACGUGGACCGCAUGCUGGCCAAGAAGGCGCACGAACACGGCGACGGGGACUCGGCCGGCCACCACCCGGUCAUCAAGACACUGUACGACCACGUGGACGAGGUGACCUGCCUCGAGUUCCACCCACGCUUGCCGCUGCUGGCCUCGGGCUCCCGCGACACCAACAUCAAGAUCUUCGAGUACAGCAAGUCGUCCGUCAAGAAGGCCACCAGUGUAAUCUCGGACGCCAUUCCGGUGCGCUGCUUCAGCUUCCACCCCACCGGCGACUACCUGGUAGUGGGCACCGACCAGCCCGCCGUGCGCGUCUACGACGUCAGCACCGCCCAGUGCUACGUCAACCCCUUCGUCAAGCAGCAUCACACCAACCGCAUCACGUCCACACAAUGGUCUCCAGACGCGCGGGUAUACGUCACCGGCUCCAACGACGGCACCAUCAAGAUCUGGGACGGCGUGUCCAGCCGGUGCGUCAACACCUUCAGCAAGGCGCAUGACGGCGCGGGGAUCUCCUCCGUCGUGUUCUCCAAGAACGGCAAGUACGUGCUGUCGUCGGGCAAGGACUCGAUGGUGAAGUUGUGGGAGCUCUCCACCAGCCGGUGUCUGAUCGCCUACACCGGAGCCGGCACCAUCGGUAAGCAGUAUCACAAGAGUCGGGCCAUCUUCAACCACACGGAGGACUACGUCAUGCUGCCGGACGAGGUCACCAAGAGCCUCUGCACGUGGGACUCGAGGAACGCCUCCCGCAAACAACUGAUGUCGCUCUGUCACAACUCGCCGGUGCGCCACAUCAUCCACUCGCCCAUCACGUCCGCCUUCAUGAGCUGCUCGGACGACUUCCGAGCCCGGUUCUGGGUGCGCCGCACGGCCACCCACUGAGCGGCGGGCCGUCACUCCGGCCUCCAGUGACGCCAGUGUGAGUCACUGACCUGGUGACCAGGUGCAGUGACCGGGGAGCCGUCUGGACAAGCGGUGGGGUCAGGUACUCGGCUGUCGGGAGAGGGGAGGGCGUGGCUGACCCCGAGGUCACGCCUGUGGUCGACCGCAGUUGACCUCACUCGCGCGUGACCUCAGGUCAGGUGCCCGGUCAGGCGACGAGCGGGCGUCGCCGCGACCCCGGCCGGCAUCGGCGUCCCGUCCGCCCGCGGCUCUCACCAGGUCCAGGGGCAAGGCGAUGCUCGACCUUAUCGAUGCCUCGCACGGUAGCGUCCGCUGCGGCAUGAUGUAACGUCUUCAUCGUUGUGUAUCGGAACCAAGGUAUGCCCUUGCGGCAGGGCUCGCUGCGGCGUAGGAGUGCGUGAUACUGGGUCUGCCGGUGCCUGUGUGCUUGUGCCGCUUGGUGUCAGGAGAUCCUCGUCAUUACAAGCAUCUUCA
This is a messenger RNA of Pollicipes pollicipes, 1892 nucleotides long. RefSeq names its product cleavage stimulation factor subunit 1. Gene Ontology annotation, biological process: mRNA 3'-end processing. Gene Ontology annotation, molecular function: RNA binding; protein binding. The record is from RefSeq and is a predicted model, not a curated record. Gene Ontology annotation, cellular component: mRNA cleavage stimulating factor complex. Lineage: Eukaryota; Metazoa; Arthropoda; Thecostraca; Pollicipedomorpha; Pollicipedidae. The coding region runs from base 111 to 1397 and encodes 428 amino acids. The transcript is spliced from 10 exons.